Molecule: messenger RNA, 1101 nt
Organism: Symbiodinium natans
Lineage: Eukaryota; Dinophyceae; Suessiales; Symbiodiniaceae
Source: the annotation of a GenBank genome assembly
AUGCGGGCUGUAUUGAAAAAGCCUUCCAAGAAGAACACGUUCACUUCCGUCCCCUACGUUCGUCAUGGCAACGUCUCCGAAAAGUUUCGAGCACACAAUCAACGGUGGGGUCGUUCCAUUCACUCCUUCAUGACCAUGUCCUACCUUGACUUGGUCAAGACACUCCAGAAAGACAAGAUACUACCGGACUGGCAGGGUUGGACUUGUCCUCGAUGUGGGGAGGGAACAAUCGGCAAGCUAAAGUUCGUGAAGUCUCGUGAGUCCUGGAUGUAUCAGUGUAGUGGGAAGCGGUGCAAGAAGUACUUGCAAGUGGACGACUUUCACCCCAUCUUCUUUCGCGGGAACGGCAACUCGGUCACCCCCUUGAAGGCUCAGGCCGCCAUCCUUUACGCAGCCGUCGCCGGUGUUCCCAUUAACUCCGCACACCUUAUCAUGGACGUCGAUCACAAGCCCGUGGAAAAGUCCAUUACCUAUGGUCGCCCCAAUGACUCCACCUGGGUAGAUGUUGAGGCUGACGAGGUCGAUUUGGGGAAGGGUUUGGAGGAUGCCACUGAUGGCCAAGGUAAAGUCGUCAGAUGGGAACAAUGGUGUGGUUUGGUAGAAAGGGGCAGGCCAGCAUCGCUACGCUUGUUUCGCUUGAACCCCCCUGUCACUAAGCCACGAGCGCCAGGACCAGGGCCAAUCCGAAAGUAUGACUGGCGUGCGAUUGGGACCCCCCUUCUCAGUGAUCGUCAUGUGGUUUUGCACACAGAUGGAGCCAGGGCAUACAAGCUGAAGCUUCCUGGAGUUUGCCAUUGUAAUGUCGUGCACAAGAAAAAAAGAACGAUUGUCAACAAGAAGGUCGUUUGGGUCAAGCCGCACUACACCAAAGUGUACAAUCUCAAGCUGCCCAACAAAAAGACUCUCAAGGUCAAGUCCGGAACGCAGAUCAUCGAUCGGUUCUGGGGGCAUGUUCGCACACACAUCAAGCACACGAGUCGAGCACCUGGCAAUCUGAUUCUCCGACGCAAAAUCAGGGCCGCCCAGUUUACAUACUGGUUCCGAACCAAGAACGCCUGGACCAGCGCGGGAGUGAUGUUGGAGGCAUUGUUUAACUACUGA